This is a messenger RNA of Aspergillus pseudonomiae, 1165 nucleotides long. RefSeq lists its product as uncharacterized. The coding region runs from base 170 to 889 and encodes 239 amino acids. The record is from RefSeq and is a predicted model, not a curated record. The transcript is spliced from 2 exons. NCBI's taxonomy places the organism in Eukaryota, Fungi, Ascomycota, Eurotiomycetes, Eurotiales, Aspergillaceae.
UACAAGGUGUGUGCAGCUAUACUGUCUAUGCUGGGCCCAUUGGCGAAUUCGUGACCCAGUUUCGCCUUAGGUCUCUUGAGCUGAAGAUGGAGACUGCAAAUCUUGCUCGAACCAUAUAUAUUCCCACUUUGCUCCCAACGUCGCUUUUAAGGGACAUAUUGGGGAUGAUAUGGAGGGCAAAGAACCAGUCUACAUCUAUGUCAUGGACCGAAUACAUGGUAUUAGUUACUUGGAUUUUAUCCUCGCCCAUAACAGCCGUAUAUCGGAAAAUUCCGGUACAUUUUCUUCCUGGCGGAGGAUUCUUUUAACUGAUAUCGCGAGGUUUUUUGCUCUGCCGUGGAAUGCCCCACAAACUGUUACUCACCCCUACCGCGAUGGACUCCACCAUCAAUAUGAGAAAGAACUUGGGUUAUUGCUUACCUCUCUACCCCCCCGUUUCUGUCGGUUCAUUCAAGAAUCUCUUGACUCCCUUCUGGUUAUUUUGUCGCUUCCAAUGGUUCUCCUCCACAAAGACUUUGGCGUCUGCAAUAUCAUGGUAAACGAAACAUCUUUCAAUCUAACUGGAGUGAUCGAUUGGGCCGAGGCUGAGAUUGCGCCAUUCGGCCUCAACCUUCAUUCUCUCCAACGAUUCAUAAGUAAGUUCCACCUCGAGAGGGGUUGGAUCAGAUACAAUGACUACUUCAUCUUGGAGGAGAUAUUUUGGACCACCUUUCGCAACGAGGCUGGAGAGUUGGAUGAUGAAACGAUUAGAGUCGUCAAAUUAGCAAGGGGUAUGGGACUCUUGCUAUCCUGUGGCUUCACGAGUCGCCUGGCGAAUGAACCGGUGCCAGCACCCAUCCAAGAUGAUGAAAAUGGGGCGUACAACAUGCUGGUUUGGAUGGGCUAUUAAUUAAUCCGGAUACAAGGUUUACGGAAUUGACAUAACUAGACUAGACUUUGGAGUAGAGAGAAAUGCCAGUUCUGUAAACCUCGUAUCCGGAUAAAAUCAAUGAAGCACAGCUUAAAGAACACCGGCCACAGUCAGAGCUUCUGUCAGAUCUCCAACAAUUUCCAGCUUAGGGAGAGGCUUCCCAGCAUUGACAACCUUGUGGUUAGUAGCUAUCGUAUUCACAUACUCGAGAAAGCUGUCUAUAUUCAAGAACUAGAAGAAUCUUAAGUAAUCUCA